GUCGUAGAGGUAAACCUGGACAUAGUCAGAAUUCCCACCUUCAGAUUCUGCCUGCACAGAUAGCUACCACUACACCAUAGAUCCCGAGAAUAACGGAUUGCACAGUACUGUACGGUGGCUCGCUAUGGAAACAACAACACAGGCUUUUGACAAUGGAUCUCAUAUGCCUUUCUUCAACGUUACUGGAAGUAUGUUCGUGCAGGAGAGGUGGGGGUGGUGGCUGAAGCAGAUACUCAUACCUAUCGUCGUUGUUGUGGGAAUGUUUGGAAAUACCUUGUCCUUCGUCGUCAUGAAGUCCUCAACACUACGUUAUAAGUCCUACAGUCACUACCUCUGUGCACUGGCCGUGUUUGACACAUUGACGCUGAUAGGCAGAGAAAUGAUGCUUAUUGACGAAUUGAAACUCAACAUGGGCCUUCCGGGAUUUUUUGAAAAUUUUAAUAACGCCAGCUGUAAAAUAUAUAACUUUUGUGAGCAUGUUUGCUAUCUGAUGUCCUCAUGGCUGAUAGUGGUGAUGGCAUUCGAGCGUAUCGUCGCCGUGUACUUCCCCUUCAAAACGAGGACAAUUUGCAAGCAGACGCUGGCCGUCGUGACGAUAUUUACCCUCCUGGUAGUGAUCUCCUAUACCCAGGUGUUCCGAGUGAUUAUGUUUGGCAAAAGUGACGGAAAGUGUGAAGCACAGUUGCAGUACAACUUUACAUACGUGAUGCUCCACACCUACUUUUACCAAAUAUGUUUAAUAUUCACACUUCCGGUCUGCCUUGUUCUCAUUUGCAACACUAUGGUUCUGUAUAAAAUCCAUCAGAUCCGUAAAGCAACAGAGAACGAGAAUUCCACAACUACACGGCUGACGAGAAUUACUGCUUGCAGGUACAAAACCACCUUUAUGCUCCUUACCAUAUCGUUCCUCUAUGUGCUCUGUACGUUACCAAUGAUAGCAGUGACACUGGCGUUUCUGGUAGUCUGGGAACAAAGAGGAGUUGAGAGUGCGCCCUUUAUGUAUGCUCUCAAACCCUACAGCGACGCCCUGGAAGUCGUGUUCUGUAUGAAUUACAGUGUAAAUUUUUUUGUCUACGUGUUGUCCGGUAAGGCGUUCCGUAGAGAGCUUCAGGAGAUGUUCCAUGGACGCCGCCAAUCAUACAGCAGUAGUCGAACACGUGACUCGCAGGUCAGGUGACUAGAACGGGAUCGGCAGUGGUCGGCAGCACAUCAGUGCGUGAGGACUACAUUAGUUUGACACCAUCAAACCAUGAUGAGGAAUCAGUAUCUCAUUACUCCAAGGAGGUUUGUCAAGUCGUUAUUUCUGGUUAAUGUUAAGCGUUGUGUUACAGAACAAGACAAUGUAUACACCCACCAUCUUGUCUUACCUUCUUGUAUCCCUGAAGAUGAUACACGGAUCAAAGAGUGACUGACCAGAAUUACCAGAAUUGGAGGUGUUUAUCUUUUUUCAACUCCCGUUUGUCCAUAAAGUCCAUGCGAUGCCUUGAAGUUUUGCCUUGUCUAUUGCAGUUGUUGUGUAUAUCAAAGGGUGAGGUGCUCGUGGAAUUCUGCUUGUGGCUUCAUUAACCAUCCAGUCAAGAUUCUCUUGUAAUAC
Molecule: messenger RNA, 1594 nt
Organism: Liolophura sinensis
Lineage: Eukaryota; Metazoa; Mollusca; Polyplacophora; Chitonida; Chitonidae
Product: FMRFamide peptide receptor frpr-18-like
Exons: 2
Coding region: 125-1177 (350 amino acids)
Biological process (GO): G protein-coupled receptor signaling pathway
Cellular component (GO): plasma membrane
Molecular function (GO): G protein-coupled receptor activity
Source: RefSeq, a predicted model, not a curated record